UGCCCUCACUAUGUCGGUGCAACAAGCCCCUCAGUCCCGGGUAUUCGUGGAACUGGUUCCCUGGGCUGACCGGGGCCGGGAGAACUAUCUGCUCUCGGGCGGAGAGACGCUGCCCGGCCUCCGCCGCCCUCUCUCCUCAGCGCAGACCCAGACUGCCACCCGCGAGGUGCAUGUAAGCGGCACUGCGGAGGUGUCUGCGACCCCCGACCGGGCGCAGGUGGUCGUGCAGAUGAGCAGCACCAAGGAGGCGGCAGCCGAGGCCAAGAAGAGCGUUUGCCGCCGCCUGGAUUACAUCACGCAGACCCUCCAGCAGCAGGGCGUGCAGUCAGAAAAUGUAACUGUGACAAAGGAUUUUCAAAGGGUAGAAAAUGCUUAUCACAUGGAAGCAGAGCUGCCUGAUCCCAGGCCACCGUCCCUUCUGAUCACCCUCCUCCGGUCUCAAAUCACCGCAAAGCCACGCCAGGAUGCAGUGACCCAAAGUAAACGCGACUCUGAUCGCCUUCUUCCCAGCUUAAAACCUUUCGGUGGCUCCUGGUGGCCAGCAGCACUAAAGGCCAGCCCCCUUGCGUGGUUUCAAGGCCCCUCAAGAUCUGACCCCUGUGCUCUCCGCAAUCUCACCCCUCCUCCUCGCACGCUCCAGAAGAAUUCCAGACUCCUUCUCUGCGAUGUUCCCCACCCCCAAUGCCUACCAGGCUUAUCUGGCUAAUUUACCACCUUUGUGUUAAAAAGUCGCCUCUAACAUCACAUCCUCCAGGACUGCCAUCCCAGCCAGCAGGGUGAGACGACCCUCAGAGCACCUGCAUGUUUCUCUCCAUUGUAGCAAACAUCGCUACUCCAGUGACGUAGUUACCGGUUUUCCCCACCCCACUCCCAGCAGUUCAUCACCUGCUACUUUGUACCAGGCACGGGGCUAAGCAGGUGUUAUGAAUUAUUUAACACUUACAACCACCCUAUGAAAGAGCUUCUGUUAUUCCCAUCAUACACAUGCAGCAUAAGAGCUUAAGAAAUGUGUCUCAUCUCGCAUGGCCAGGAUGCAGGGGGCUCAGGCGUCCAUAUUUUUUAAACUUACACUCCCGGUGAUUCCCGUAUGCAGCCAUGAUUGAGAAUCACUGUGUGGCUUGUGAGGUCUUUUAGGACAAGGGGGCCAUCCAUGCUUCUGGACCUAGCACAGUGACUGAGACGCAGUAGGUGUUUGUGGAAUGAAUGGAGGUUUUAUUUGAUCCUCUACACCAGUCUAGAAGGCAGGGCCAUUCAGAAAUCGUAACUGCCUUGUUUUUAGAUGUGCAAAGAGAUCCAGAAAGUCGAGUGACUUUACAGUUCAUAAAUGGCAGUGCAUGUUCCAGACUAGGAACAUCUGACUCCCCUGGGCUCUUUUCACCAUCGUAGCUUUUUCUGGGACAGCCUCCCAAAGAAAGAUUUCCUUUUGAUUCUUCCUGGAAAACUUUGGUGAUAAGAGAUUCAUUUUCACCUCUGAUCGGAUUUAGAGCAUCUGUAGUGCCAGAGUACAAAGGGACAGGAUAGGUUCUGCUGCCAGAAAGAAAGACGAGUAGCAACCUGAGCAACGUCGUUCUUUGAUGUUUAUCCUUAAAAGGAAUUGCUUCAGUUACUGGAGUUAUCUCGAGAUCAUUCCAGGUCAUCUGGAAUAUUAUUCCAGGUGGUUCUGCUAAGCCUCUAGGUUGAAGGAUUUUUAAGUGAAAGAGUAACAUCAGAAUUGGAUUUACUGAACACACACACACACGCACACACACGCACACGCACACCACCAGCAACAGUGCAGGGGAUGGGUUGUCAAGGGACAAAAGCAAACACAGGAAAUGAUGUCCAUAGCAGGGUUGUUAAUAACAACAAAAGGCUGGAAACAACCACCAUGUCUAAUGGCAAACAGAAUGGUUCAAUUUUGAUGUUCACACAAUAAAUAUUAUACAUAAGUGGAAAUGAGUGAGUUAUACCUUGUGUAAAACAUGAG
Lagenorhynchus albirostris (white-beaked dolphin) is the source of this 1966-nucleotide messenger RNA. It is a transcript of the gene IRAK1BP1, whose product is annotated as interleukin 1 receptor associated kinase 1 binding protein 1. Gene Ontology annotation, biological process: canonical NF-kappaB signal transduction; immune response. Bases 11 to 706 code for a protein of 231 amino acids. The transcript is spliced from 3 exons. The record is from RefSeq and is a predicted model, not a curated record. Lineage: Eukaryota; Metazoa; Chordata; Mammalia; Artiodactyla; Delphinidae.